AUGAAGCCGGUUUGCCUCGUCAUCGGCGCCGGCGCUGGGAUUGGUGGAACUGUGGCCAAGCGGUUCGCCCAGGGUGGAUAUCACGUCGUGCUGUCUCGAAGAUCCGACCAGAAGGGGCUGGAUGAGAUGGUUCAUGACAUCCAAGCAGAAGGAGGCUCUGCUGUGGGCAACCUUAUCAAUGCAGUGGAGCCCGGUGCCAUUGAAAACCUCGUCGAAGAGACCGAGAAGAAGGCUGGCCCUAUCGCAGUGCUGGUGUUUAACCUUGGCGCACAAAUUGGAACAAGAUCUCUUGCAUCAACUUCCCUGAAGCAGUUCGAGCUUGGAUGGCGUAUGGCUUGCUUCGGCCUCUUUCGAGCUGCUCAGGCGGCUAUGCCUGCGAUGGUGCAGAGGGGGAAGGGUUGCUUCUUGGUGACUUCAUCGACAGCCGCUGUCCGGGGUAACGAAGGACAGCAUUCUCAUGCAGCAGCGAUGGGUGGCCGGAGGAUGUUGUGUCAGAGUCUGAAUGCGGAGUUCGGGCGCAAAGGUAUCCAUGUGGCGCACAUCAUUGUGGAUGGUCCGGUGGAUGCACCAGACACCCUGGGCAAGAUGCUUGGCACAGAAAACUUUGCGGAGCUGCGGAAGACGGUCGGGGCCCGUGAUGGGCUGCUGGAUCCAGUGCAGGUUGCAGAGCUUUGGGCACAUUUGGUGGUUUGCCAUAUUGGAACUCCUCCGACAGGAUUUGUUGCAGAGUAA
Messenger RNA from Symbiodinium pilosum, 732 nucleotides. NCBI's taxonomy places the organism in Eukaryota, Dinophyceae, Suessiales, Symbiodiniaceae. The record is from the annotation of a GenBank genome assembly.